AACCUAAAUAUUUAAUUGCGUCACGGAAUUGAAAAGUGAAAACAAGGUAACCGUUAUGUUAUGCGACUGAACCAUUUUGAAUCACUUUACUUUCCCUCCUUCAAAUCAAACUACUUUCCUCUCACAAAACCCUAGAUUCCAUUCGCAGAUGCAAUGCAAGAUUUUUUCGGUUCCAUUCGCCGAUCCAUAGUUUUCCCAACUCCACCCUCACACGCCACCGACGAUGGACGACGAUUCACCGGAAUCGCCAACAAAAUUGGUUCCGCCAUUCGCAAAUCCAGAAUCGGCCUCAAGUCUCCACCACCACCACCUCCUCCUCCACCCAUCCGGUGGCGGAAAGGUGAAUUGAUCGGUUCCGGUGCCUUUGGUCGUGUCUACAUGGGCAUGAACCUUGACUCCGGCGAGCUUAUUGCCGUCAAACAGGUUUUGAUCGAGCCUGGUUUUGCUUUCAAAGAGAAUACACAGGCUAAUAUUCGGGAGCUCGAAGAAGAAGUGAAGCUUCUCAAGAAUCUUAAGCAUCCAAAUAUUGUUAGAUACUUGGGAACUGCUAGAGAGGAAGAUUCCUUAAAUAUUCUGUUGGAGUUUGUACCUGGUGGAUCUAUCUCGUCACUAUUGGGGAAAUUCGGAUCCUUUCCUGAGUCAGUUAUAAGAAUGUAUACAAAACAGAUUUUAGAGGGGCUUGAAUACCUUCACAACAACAGAAUCAUUCACAGGGAUAUUAAGGGUGCAAACAUUCUAGUUGAUAACAAAGGGUGUAUUAAACUCGCAGACUUUGGUGCAUCCAGGAAAGUCGUGGAAUUGGCUACCAUGAAUGGAACAAAGUCUAUGAAGGGUACCCCACACUGGAUGUCACCCGAAGUUAUUUUACAGACUGGAUAUACAACCUCUGCUGAUAUAUGGAGUGUUGCAUGCACUGUGAUAGAGAUGGCCACAGGAAAGCCUCCAUGGAGUCAACAGUAUCCCCAAGAGGUUUCGGCUCUUUUCUACAUUGGGACAACUAGAUCUCAUCCACCCAUACCGGAACAUCUGUCUACUGAGGCAAAGGACUUUUUGCUGAAAUGCUUUCACAAGGAACCAGAUCUAAGACCUUCUGCAUCAGACUUGUUACUGCAUCAUUUCAUCACCUGCGAGUAUCAGGAAUCUCGUGCAAUAUCAUGCAGUUCAAUCAGGGACUCUUGCAAUCAUAUGGCAACAAAUGGGAUGAGCUCUAGAAACUUUCUGGAUUCUAUCCAAGGAUCAACAUGCACAGGCCUAAAGGAUGUUCAUCAGAUGGAUAGUUUAAGGUUCUCAACUGUAUAUCAUGCAAAUCCUCUAAACGCAGGUUCCUACCAAGGAACAGACAAUUAUGAUGAUGACAUGUGUCAGAUAGAUGAUAAAGAUGAUUUCUUGGUUGCUUCAUCAGUAAAUUCAAAAUCCUUACUUGCUGCUGACGACAUAAAGAGUUUCAAUCCGAUGUGUGAACCUGUGGAGGAUGACUGGCCUUGCAAGUUUGACGAAACACCAAAUUUGAAGAAAAGCAGACUGAACUUGUCCCCAGAUCAAACUAUUAGGAAAACUAUGAGUCCAGAACCAUCUCCUAAUGCAGAUAAUGAGUUCUCGUUUUCAAGUGAACCUCUUGGAGUUGAAGAUGAUGAUGAAGUGACAGAGUUCAAAAUUAGAGCUUUCCUUGAUGAUAAGGCCUUUGAACUGAACAAGCUCCAAACACCUCUUUAUGAAGAAUUCUUUGGGAAAUCGAAUUCAGCCAUUCCUCCUGUGCCUGUUGCAGUUGCACAGAGUAAAGUUAUUUCUGAUGUCUCAAAUGUAACAUCAAAAAGCAGGUCUCCUAGUCAAGCUAGACGACGGUUUUCAAUGGCUAGCAUUGUCAAUGUAACAAGCCCUGGGAGUGAUCGAAAAUAUUUUGCGAAGAUUAGUGGUGUGACUUCCCAAUGUAGACCUUUGCAGGAAAUUCAGCCAUCUGGGCUUAAUGAAUCAAAGGAGACUCUUCAUGAAGCUGGACUGGAAUCAUUUAGUGUUAGCUCAAGUUUCUCUGAGAGACAAAGGAAAUGGAAAGAAGAACUUGCUGAAGAGCUUGAGCGGACACGAGAGGUGAUGCGUCAAACAGGUGGAGGGAAGAUAACAUCCCCAAAGGAUCGCAAUUUUCUUAAAGACCGAUAGAUUAUCCUCUGCUUUUCCAGGCAUUUUCUAUUCAUCUUGACAUUUUCCUUUAAAGAGGAGGAAAAACUGUCAUUCCUUUGGAGAAGUUGCAAGUAUACAACAACUUCUUGCCAUGCCCAGAAACCUUGCAAAUGAAAUCGAAAUAGAUGUUGCAACGAAGAAUUACAAAUAUUGGCUCGGCUGGAAAAUAUAAAAUUAGUAGUACAUUGAUAUUGAUUUUUCUUCUCUUUCAAUAUUUCCCAAUUCUAUGUAUGAUAGCGAGAUAUGCAUAUAUUUGUCAAAAAAUGCAAGAUAUGCAUAUAAUGUAUUGAGUUAUGUAUACAAAUACCAUUUUGAUAGAAACAAAUGAAGAAAGUUUAAUAAGUUUAUUGAGUUCUGAGUACAUAAAUGGAAUGACAUUGCGACGACUCUACAGUCAGUCCUUGACUAUCAUUGUAUAAGCAAAUGAUUAAUGUAAGGAUGGAGCAAGGUGCUCUUUGAGUUGCAGUAUGUUACUUAAGGGUUAUCUUUGAUUGGUCUA
Molecule: messenger RNA, 2674 nt
Organism: Trifolium pratense (red clover)
Lineage: Eukaryota; Viridiplantae; Streptophyta; Magnoliopsida; Fabales; Fabaceae
Product: mitogen-activated protein kinase kinase kinase NPK1-like
Exons: 17
Coding region: 154-2154 (666 amino acids)
Biological process (GO): protein phosphorylation
Molecular function (GO): protein kinase activity; ATP binding
Source: RefSeq, a predicted model, not a curated record